This is a messenger RNA of Colletotrichum orchidophilum, 564 nucleotides long. RefSeq lists its product as uncharacterized. Bases 1 to 564 code for a protein of 187 amino acids. NCBI's taxonomy places the organism in Eukaryota, Fungi, Ascomycota, Sordariomycetes, Glomerellales, Glomerellaceae. The transcript is spliced from 3 exons. The record is from RefSeq and is a predicted model, not a curated record.
AUGGACCUGGACCUGGACCUGGCUGGGACUAGGAACCUGGGACCCGGGCUCCAGGGCACACAAGGGAGAACGGGCAGCGAUCGCCGUCGCAGACGACCCAGGUCCAGUCAAGGCAACGAAGUCAACUUGCAGACGGGCUACUGGACGUCGCCGUACUCUGCCAGCGUAUCCGUAUCCGAUCGUCUAUACUCUGGUCCCGGAGAGGCAGGCCUGAAUUUGCACGAGCAGAAAAUCGAACCUCAGGGUUUUGCGUUCUUCUACGCCAAGCGGGCUGCGAUACGGGAAGGCGUUUGCGUGUACUUGCGCGGUGGUGGUGGUGGUGGUCAUCUUCGUUGGACUUCGGCCUACUCUACAUCCGAAGACGAUGACGAUAUCGUCGCUUGCUCCUCUGGCCCUGAGGGUGCCCCGUCGAUGGCUCCGCGACGUCCACGCGCCUCUCCGAGGUCCUUCCGCGGAAGGAUGAGGCACAGGACCAAGUGGUGCUGCGUCAAGGGCGUGUCAUCCUCCGAGUCCGACAAUGACAACGGGACAAAGGGACACAGGGACAAAGGUGGCCCAGUCUGA